UGCACACUUGCCACAUUUCUAUCAAUACUUUUCAGCAUUUGGCUUGUAGGAAGAAGGAGCCUAAAGAGAAUUUCACGCUGACGUCAUUAGGCAGUAGGGAAAAAGAAUUGUGUAUGUACACAAAGAUUCUGUAGCCCACACUCACACAAACAGUCAGAGAAGCCGACGAAUUAUAAAAACUUCGUUUAUUUUCGACAUGUGAUGUUGUUGCUGUAUGUUUUCAGAGCCCAGCAAAGUGGUGUUUUGAAAAGCUUCUUAAAAAACUUUUUUGGAUACUCAAAUCUAUUAAAAUAUUGUAAAUUUUCGUGUAUAAGUGUAAGAUAGAGUAAAAAAAAUUAAUGAGAGAAACGGAGAGGACGGUUAAGAGAGUAAUGAAAAUUUUUGCAAUAGCCAUCGCAUAGGAAAGAAGAAGAAAAUUCUGCAUCAAGUUGCCGAACGCUUGGAAAAAUAACGAAUAAAGUGUGGAGAAAUAAAAGAAAAAUUUUCAAGGUCUCGUCUUCUCUCCAAGUUAGUAUUAUGCCGUAUAUUCGAUAACGAGUAAAGAGGAGUGUAGGAAAUUUUCCAUUCAUCUUGGCAAAUAAACCUAUAAACCAAAAGUUUACGUCGACGCUAGUGCAUAAUAAUUUGAUAAUAGUCAAAAUAAACAGAAGCUUCUUAUUUUGAUUGUAUGGUGACGAAACAGAAACUGAAAGAAUCGACAAGAAGGAAAAUAUCUCGAGGAAGCCAAUAAAAUAUAAAUAAAUAAGUGAAAAGCUAUAGAGACAUCUCAUAAUUGACUCUACAGAGAGCGAGAGCGAGCGAUUAAACAAAAAACAAAAAUUCUAAAAAUAAGAAGUAAAUUGACAUUGAAAGUUGUGACAAAAUAAAAAAAGAUCUUUCGCUUUUUUGGCUGAAGGCAAGGAAAGGUCGUAUCGGACAGAAGAGGAUAGCGAAUAAAACGCUGAUCUAUUAUUAGAUGUGAACAUCAGGACAGAGAAUAACAAAAAUAUAUUUCCCAGCUGAUUUGCAAGUGAAAAUAAACUUUUUUUUGUGUAACGUAAUCAACAUCCAAAGCAAAAAUUAAAAAAAGUAUCAACUCACGCCAAGUUUUUCGAGUGAGACACUUUGACUAAAUACUGAAAUAAAUGGAUGCAUCAUCAUCACCAUAAUCAUUCUCGUCUUAUUACUUAAUUGUUUGAACUCGAUGUGAAUUUUUUAAGUGCUACAAAAUAGCACAUAGUUUUGGCGUUGAUGUAGAAAUUUCACAGUUUUAUGAACGACUUCAUUUUUUGCUGGCAUAAGGAAAAUUACGGAUAAUUUAUCAGGUGCUUGUGCAAGUGGAAAGCUUUUCAUCUAGCAAACCAUUUAUUGUGCAUUAAAUUAUUGCCUCGUGCAUAAUUGCUUCUUGGAAAGCACCCACCGCGUGUGUUAAAAACUCAACUCACUGUGUAAUUUGCGUAAAGAGAAAAUUUGAAACUUUUUCCUUAAGUUCUUCAAAAAAAAAAAACAGUCAGCUUAAUAAAUUUUUAUAUAUACACAACCCAACAACCAAAACAAAACGUAAAAAUAAAUAAAAGAGUCAAAGUGAAGUGCUGUGAACACGCUGAAUGAGUAAGAAAACAUAAGUUUAUUGACAACGUCCUGAAAAAAAAUUGUUUGUGUACAAAGAAAGAAAAGUUGAAAGCCGGAGUUUAGAGCCUACGCAAUUGAAUAAGUUAAAGAAAAAUCUCAUACGGGAAAGAAGUAAACUGCAAUAAAAGAAUAAUAAAAAAGUUUCGAUUCUCCCUUCCUUCCUUACUUCUCUCUACUAUAAACUGCCUGUAUUGUUGCUGGUGGUUUCUAAGGGUGAGAAGAAGAUACCAAGAAGUUCAAAUAUAAAAAAAAGUAUAAUAUAAAAUAAAACAAGUGAAGAUUAUUGGUGCUUUUACGUGUGCUCAUCAUUCUCUCGUGUGUUCCUGAGUGUCUACUUGUGUGUGUAUGUGUGUAUUGUAUUGAUAUUAAAUAUAAUACACGCACGAGUUUAGCGAGAAAAUUAAAAAACUGAUAAAUUAAGGAAUAUAAUUUUGCUAACGGAAGUGACGCAAUAAAUAAUAUAAAAAACAAUCAUAAGUGCAGUGCAAGCAGUACCAAAAUAAAAAAUAAUAAUAAUUAAUUAAGAAUCAAGAAUUAUUGCAAAAAUGCACAUUGAAAUUCAAGUUGCAUUAAACUUUGUCAUAUCGUACCUUUAUAACAAGCUUCCACGUCGUCGGGUCAACAUCUUUGGCGAGGAGUUAGAGAAAGCAUUAAAGCACAAAUUUCAAGGGCACUGGUAUCCUGACAAGCCAUUCAAAGGCUCAGCAUUUCGAUGCCUCAAAACAGGUGAACCGAUUGAUAUCGUACUAGAAAUUGCAGCUCGCGAAAGUGGCGUCCCAAUUGGUGAUAUUUUAGAGAACUUACCAGCCGAAUUAUCGGUAUGGGUCGAUCCAGGUGAAGUUUCAUAUCGUAUCGGUGAAAAGGGAGCGGUUAAAAUCCUUUACUCCGAACAAAAGCAUGAUUCGCCUGAUGAUAAUAAUGCGGAUCGAGAAGUAACAUCAACAUUCAAUCCAGAAGCCCAAUGCUUUCGUCCAAUAGAGAUAUUAAACUCGUCAUUGAAUGGUUUAACAUUGAGUCCCAAAGGCUCACCAAAUGACUCGUCGCCAACAUCGUCGAUAAGUCCAAUGUACAAGAAUAAUAGUCCAUCGGGCAAUAAUGGAACGACAACAACUUCAUCAUCAACAUCAGCAACAUUCCUUGGACGUACACAAGAGCCAGUUCUUUUCACGACUGCGACAUUUGCACAAACGAAAUUCGGCAGCACAAAAUUGAAGAAUAAUUCGAAACGCACCAACAGCAGGAUGUCGCCUACAGAAUUCUCGAACUAUAUCAAACAACGUCAACAAAUGCAGCAACAUAACAAUCAUUACAAUCAUCAUCAAUCGAAUAAUCAUCAUCAGAACAUGUUUGGUGCAAUUGGCUCUGUCUCACCUGCACGAUCGAUCUCACCAAAUCCAAUGACAUUACAAAUGACAAAUGACUCGUCCAUGCACCAAAAUCCAUUCGUAUUUCCAUCAAAUGGAUUUAAUAAUUUGAACAUGUAUCAAUCGUUUGGUAGUCCACGUAACAUGUUUGACGGAUUGAAUGGCAGUGGAAAUGGAAAUGGAAAUGGAAAUGGAAAUUAUAAUCAGUUCAAUGGCAAUAAUGAUCCAUUAUUAUUCACACCUGGAAAGAGUUCAUCUUUUAUGGACCAACAAUCAAAUUAUUGCAAGAUUCCGUCACAACAGCAACAGCAACAACAAAAUUCUCAAUCACCAUUAAAUGCGACAUCACCACAGGCGUCAACAACAAUUACUAAUGGAAGCUCUAAUAAUGUCGGAGCAAUCGGUACAUCGGUUACUUCCAAUCAACAACAACAGUCUGAUAACAAAUUGUUGGACGGCAUGAAUUCAUUCUAUGGUAACAAUUCAAAUCCAUCAACUUAUCAGCAUCAUCUCUUGGUCGCCAAUUAAGAUGUCUUAAUUAAUGUGAAACAUGCUGAUCUACAAUGUAACGGAUUUAUACCCCAAGACACUAAAAAAUACAUACAGACACAACACAUAUGAGACGAAAAAAAAAUAUGGACAACACACUGAUAUAUUGAUUGAUAUACAUGAUAUAUUUAUUUAUAUAUACAUAGUGAAAUUUUGUUCUUUUUUUAAAAAAAAUAUAUUAUAUUAGAAAUAUUUCUUUACCUUUAUCUUAGUCAAAUUGAAUCACGUUGAUAGUCAUAAAGUUAUUAGUCUUUCGAUUUUUUUUAUACGCAAGAAUUUUUUUGUAAUUUUUAUUUUUUGAUAUUUGUUUAUUUUUGUUAUGAUGAAAAACAGAGAAAUUUUCCAUAAUUAAUUAUUACUAUGUAUGUAUAUUUUUACGUUAAUUAAUAAAAUAAUGUUGAUGGUUAGAAUGUGUAAUAUUAUCUUUAGUUUAUAGUUUUCCUCGAUAACGCAUGAGUGUAAUUGAAAUGUUUCAAUAACAUAUAAUUAAUUUUCGAAUCGAUUAUUCAACGGAUAAAUUUUAGUUUAAAUUGAUUUUUCGCUUCCUUAAAAUGACGCGAAAGAUUUUUGCAUUAAAAUGAAGAGUUUUUGGCUUAAUGAAAUUUUCAAAAUAUGACGCAGAAUUGAGGAAAAAACUUUUGUAAAAGAUGCAAAAUUCUUUCGCUUCACAACAAGCUUUUUUGAUAAAAAACGACGUUUGUACAUUCGAUAAUUAUAAUUUUUAAACGAUUCAUAGCUUUUAAUGAUUCAAAAGAACUUGAGUCAAGCGAAAAGCUCGAAAAAAAAUCACGAAUAAAAUUAAUAGUUUUUGGAAUGCUGAAAAUUUUUGCUUCUUUUUUACGACUUCGAGAAAAAUUUAAACUAAAACUAGCCGUUAUGAAUGAAAAAUAAUAAAAAAAAAACUUUUGAAAUAUCUCCAAAACUCAUGUCUUGUAUUUCAUAUAGUAAUUAUCACUUACGAAGAAGAAGAAGAAAAAAAGAUAAAGAAAAAAACAAAUCCGUGAUGUUUUUGUACGAUUUUUAUUCUUAUUUUAUUACUUUUGUAUCUAUUAUUAUAAUUAUAAUUAAAAUGAUGAAGACGAAAUAUAUUUUUGUUACGCAAAAUGAUCCUUUGAUAAACAUAUAUUAAUAAAAAAGGUUUUUUUUACGAUAAAAAAACUACAUAUUAAUUAAUUAUAAUAUAUGAUGGAUGGAAAGUAAUGACGACAUUGAGUUCACUUUUUUACAUGCAUUAUUGAAUAAAGAAUAUAAAUAAAUAUAAUAUGAUAAUAUUAUGAGAAAUAUACACAUAUAAUACAUAUUAAAAAUUAUGUGAAUCUAAUUUGUUUAGAUAAAUUAAAUGAAUUUUUAUUUUUAAUUUUUUUUUGUGAAACAAAUAAAAAAGUUUUAUUUUUCUAUGACAUGUCACUAAAAUAAAUAAUAGAAGAAAAAAAUAGUAAAAAUUUAUAGAACAAAAGAAAUAAAAAAAAAUAAAUAAAUUAAAGUAAAAAAAUAUAUAUAUUUCCACAUACAUAAUAUCCAAAAAAAAACAAAAAAUAAUAAUAAUAAUAAAAAUGAAUAAACAGUUACAUUGGUCAAUCCUCAAAAAGGGUUAACUUUUGAGGUUGCCGAGGUUUAAUAGCCAUCCCGGGGGUUAAAGACUCACUUAUGUGCACGUGUGAAAAUGUUUUCAAUGCCAUAAAAUGAGUUUCAGCUCCCAAUAGCUGUAAUACACAUACACAAUGUCCUAGAAUAGAGGAAUAAAAUUUCUCUCCUGCCCACGUGCAUAGAGUUGCUAGAAAGAAAAAAUUUGAAGGAUAUUUUGAGAACUUUUAUCAUGAAGAUUCUGUCGUAGGUUGCUUACAGAUAUAUGUCUCAAGCCUCAUGAUUUGGUCAAGCAUUUGAAGAGUUUUGUUGAUAUCUAUUCCCACACAAUGCAUUAAUAAAAUCAGAAUUGUUAUUUGAACAAGUCAUGCAGUCUACUUAAGGGAAUUAAAGUUAAUCCGAUUUUGCUUCUUAAAAUAAAUUUCAGGGUUUUAAACUGUUUAUUUGUUGGAUUUAUCUGUCGACUGCAAAAAGAUUGACAUUGAACUUGAAAUCUUCAAAGGUCAAUUUCAGUGUUUUUGCAAAUUAAAGUAAACUGAGCAUUUGCAUAAACUUUUGGAAGCUUUUAUUCGGUUCACUUUAGUUUUUAUACUGUUCAAUUUGCCUUUUGAGAUGUUUGAGUGGCGAGGAUCCUGUCUGUCCAGGCAAAUCUUUGUAAUAAGCCUUUUUUGAUCAGUGAUUCUCCAUACUUCAAUGUAGCGAUGAUUUGAUGUGAAAGUCCUCUACAAAACUAAACACAAAGCUAUAAGAAUGAUUGACAUUCAGGAACUAAACCAUUGUCCUUUAAAAAAUGAUUGAAGUUAAUUAUUUUAUGUCCAGACCAGUCCAAACAGCAUUGACUGCAGAACUAUACUUCCCCAAAUGAAAUCGAUCGGGAUUGCAAUUUUUCAAUUUUAACUUGUGAAGAAUAAACUUGGAGAAAUAAACACAGGACUAGGUCUUGCAUUGAAAAUAAGAUAGUUAAUGUUUUGUGUAAAACUACAGCAACUUAAUGCUUAAAAUUAUAAAAUUUUGCAAACACAACAAAAAUUGUAAUCUUCUUACGAUGAAUCUUCACAAAAAAGCUUAAAUUUUCCCAUAGAAACACUCCAAAAAUAGAUAAACUUUCACAGCAACUCUGUCCAACCUACAAGCAUUCCCUUUCAACGAGAAAUAAAUAUCCUUCAUUCCUUCCUAUGAUGUUAAAUUUUUUUCCAUAAAUUGCUAAUAUCCACAUGAAAAACAUAGUAAAAGAUUAAAUUUACCAUUGCAAGCAUAUUCAGAAAAGAAAAAAAGUUUUUUUUAAAUGUCAAACAAAGUUUCAUAGAAAAAUAAGAUUGAGAAUUAUAUUCAUGAAAAAAAAUUCUUUCUAUUUAAAAAAAGUUUUUAGAAAAUUUAACAAAAAAAAAUUCAAAAAAAAUCUUCAUUGCGAUGACAAGAAGAAGUAAAUUUUCAAAAAAAAAGUAUAUUUAUAGUAUAAUCUUACAACAACAAAAAAAAAAGAUGAUGAUGAUGAGAUAUGAUGAUCGUAGCGUAAAUGAAUCAACAAAUUUAACCAUUUUUUCUAUUUUUGAUAUAAAUAAAAUGAAAAUAAAAAAUAAUAAAAAAG
Molecule: messenger RNA, 6696 nt
Organism: Chironomus riparius
Lineage: Eukaryota; Metazoa; Arthropoda; Insecta; Diptera; Chironomidae
Source: the annotation of a GenBank genome assembly